Molecule: messenger RNA, 2271 nt
Organism: Caenorhabditis bovis
Lineage: Eukaryota; Metazoa; Nematoda; Chromadorea; Rhabditida; Rhabditidae
Source: the annotation of a GenBank genome assembly
AUGGACACGAAUCUUGAGACUAUUGUUCACGAAGCUGGAAGGGCAUACUCAGAAGGUCGAUAUGAAGAUUCUCGAAUAUUGUAUGAAAAUGCAUUAGAAAAUUAUCCGAAUAAUGGGAUACUACACGCAAAUUUGUCAGCGAUUAUGAUAAAGAUUGGCUUUAACGAUAGAGCGAUAGAACAUUCGAAAAGAGCUGUUGAACUAUGCCCGAAAUGGGGAAAGGCAUAUUAUCGUUUGGGUGAUGCAUUUCGAGCAUCUUCAAACAUUUAUUGCUCCCUUAUGGCCUUUUGUCAUGGCGUUCGGAUCGACCCUGCCAAUUCGCAGAUGUUUCGUUGUCUUUCGGAGAUGAUCAGUCGCAAUUUCGAAAGUUUUCCAUGGCAACAGCUCGAAAUUCUAAAAUUGAAAAAUGACCCGUCGGCGGUUUUGUCAACAGUUGGAGAAUGUUUACUCGCACAAGGAAAAGCUGAAGAUGCUGUGAAAACGUUAGAAUGGUCGCUCGAAAUGAAUCUAAGCUCGAAAAAACUUCGAGAAUCCGUUUUAGGAGCGUUGGGAUCUGCAUAUUGUGGUCUUUUUAAAUUUCAAAAUGCUCUUGAAUGUUACGAGAAACAACUCGAGUUGGCAACAGAACUUGGUUCAAACCAUGAAAGUAUCAAUAUGAUCCGCGAAAAUCUCGCGUUUGCGGCAGAAGAAUGCCGAAAAUACGAAUUAGCUGCGCUUCAAAGAACUAUUGUAAUCGAUUCAGGAAAAUUGAAUCGGGAAGAAAUGAUUCUUGAAAAAAUCAAAAUUGCGGGAAUUUAUUCGAAAAUGGGUCAAAUCGCGGAUUCGAUUAUUAUUUUAAAGGACUGUUCCGUUACGUGUAACUCAAACAUAUCAAAGGAAACUCGAGAGCUGGUUUGCAAACGUUUAGGAUUCGCAUAUGCCGAUCAAAAUUUAUUCGAUAAAGCUAUUGAAAUUCUUGUACCCCUUUGUGAAAAAGGCUCGAAUGAUUUGGAGUUGAUCGAAAAAAUUAACAAUUGUUAUAUUGGGUUGGAUCGCCUCAAAAAGUCGAUUGAGUUUUUAAGAGAUAUGACCCAAAAUACAAAUCAAAUAACGAUGCUCCAUUCAAGUUGUUUAUUGUGUCAAUCACACAUUUUUGUUUCCAAUUUAACUGUUGCUUUGAAAAUUGCGAAAAGGGUUUUGCAGAUUUCUCGCAAUCGCGUUGAAUACAAAGUUUAUGAAGCGAACAGUUAUCGACUGUUGGCGAUUAUUUACGAUAAUCAGAAAGAUUUUUCGUCGGCAAUAAUUCUGUGGAAAAAAUUUGUUGAAAUAUCGAUGGAUGGGAGUGUGAAGGCAUUAUUAGAAAUUUCGCGAUUAUUGGGAAAGUGUUCGACUAAUGAAAAUGCAUUGAAUUACAUCAACAAAGCUAUUGAAAGAUCUCGAAAUUCAAAUGAGAUGAUCAUAUGUUUAUCUGCGAAGUAUCGAUAUUACCUUGCGAAUUCGAAAAAAUCGGAAGCCUUGGGAAUUUUGGAAAAACUAAAAACUUAUAUGAACGAUGACUUAGAUUCGAAGUUUAGAAGUUUAAUUUUCGAAGAUGUCGCUUUGUUUAAAGAUAUUGAUCAUGAACACGAUACAAUAAUUGCUUUGGAGCAAAGUUUGACAGAAGCUCAGGAUAGCAGUGAUGUAUACAGAGAAGUCGAGAUAUUGGAGAGAAUUGGAGUGAUAUUAAGUGAGAACAAAAAUUAUGAAAAAGCGGAAAAGUAUUACUGUCAACAAUUAGAAGUUGCCAGGGAGUUGAGAAAUGCAAAGCUGAUGGCAGAUGCGCAUGCGAAUAUUUGCAGGCUCAAAAUGAAGACGAAAUCAUUCGGCGAAGCUGCUGAUCAUGCGAAAUGCACUCUGACAUUGUUAAAAAUAUCAAGCAAUCACAGUUUGAAACUCGAAAUGCUUAUUAAUCUGGCAUCGGCUGAUUAUGAGAGGAAAAACUACGAGGCGGCUCUAAACGCAAUUGAAAAAGCGCUAUCUUUAGCGGACGAGUGUGAUUCGAACGAAUAUUUGGCAAAAGCUUGCCGACUUACUGCUGAUUUGUUCAAAGUAGCACAAGAUGAUGAAGAAAUGCUUCUCGAUAUUCUCGAAAGACAUCUGGGUCUUUUUGAAUAUGAAAAUUCGAAUGUUGACAAAUGUCGCACAAUUAUCGAUGUGAUCAAGCUAAAUAUCCGCUUUAUUCCAAAAGUGAUUCAUUUCAUUCAAUUGAUUAUUCCAAUUGUUGAAAAGCUUGAAGUUGAGGAAAAAGUUUGA